This is a messenger RNA of Enterospora canceri, 393 nucleotides long. NCBI's taxonomy places the organism in Eukaryota, Fungi, Microsporidia, Enterocytozoonidae. The record is from the annotation of a GenBank genome assembly.
AUGUCAGUAGAAAAACAGUCUGACAAUCUCCCAAUCACAGUAUUCUUCAAGCACAAUGGGAAAAUAGCAGAGACAAGGGCAGAAAGAGGCAAGACACUGCUGGAGAUAGCACACGAUAACGAGAUACCGCUGGAAGGAGCAUGUGAGGGCAGCUUGGCCUGUUCCACGUGUCACGUCUACUGUCCAAGGGAGCUGUUUAAAAAUGAUCCAUUUUUUGCUAAGGAAAUAUCAGAUAAGGAGAAUGAUCUGCUAGAUAAGGCGUAUAGGGUACGAGAAAACAGCAGAUUGGGGUGUCAGAUAAAAGCAAAUGACAAGCUGAACAAUAUGACAUUUGAGAUACCAAAGGCAACUGUGAACAUGGCAGUUGAUGGACACGUUCCAAAGCCACAUUGA